ACGAAAUGAGGACACCGAUUCGGAGCCGGAGUCUGAGGAAGAGGAGGAUGACGAUGAUGAUGAGGACUACUUCCCUCAGAGGAGGAGCUGUCAGACACUGAUAGGUCAGAAGCAAUUGCAACAUAUUCCUUCAUUUGUUCAAAUAGCCUCUUUUAUCACAGUAUCAUAACAGUAAAACACAUUUGUUGAAAUCCCUAAUGUGGCAUCACAGCUUUAUGUGCAAACCAAUUUUUUUUCAAUCUUUACCUAGUGAUGACUUGGAGACAGAGGAGAUUCAUCUGCCAGAUGAGUCAGUACCACCCCAGGAAGAGAGAAAGUACCUUGUCUUCCAUUCAGCUCUUCUGCAGCUUUUCUCUCUCUGCCUACUCUGUGGUAGUGGAAAGCAGAAGCUUCGCCUCGAGACCAUUGGGUCCUUCCUGUCCAUCACACAGAUUUGUACCUUGUGCGAACAUGUGAGGACAUGGAGCAGCCAGCCAUUCAUACGCAACACACCAGCUGGGAACUUGCUGAUCUCUGCAGCAGUUCUUUUUGCAGGUAUUGAAUUACUUCCUGUCAAUCAUGUCUAAAGUCAUAUAAACUGAACCUUUAAAGCCACAUUGCAAGGAGGUUUACAGAUGAGUUAAUGUUAAUUUGUGUAUAAGUACAUACUGUCCCAUUAUUAUUAUUAUUAUUAUACUAUAUACACAGAUUGAUGUAGGUAACCAAUAAAAUUGUCAAAUAGACAAAUCACAAUGAAUUUGUAUGCUUUCAAACAGGGGCAAUACCACAACAGGCGUUGAACGUCUUUGCCUGCCUUCGCCUACACUGUAUCUCAGCUAGAACUUUCUUCCGGCACCAACGUAUGACCCUCCACUUGGCAAUCAAGAACGUCUGGAGUAGGAAACAGGAAGGCAUGUUUGCAGCCCUGCAUGAAGGAGGACAGGCACUGAUACUGGGAGGUGAUGGCAGGGCUGACAGCCCUGGACAUUCAGCCAAAUAUGGGUCUUACACCCUUAUGGAUUUGAGGACUAAAAAGAUUCUUACCCUACAGUUGGUUCAGAGCAAUGAAGUCGGAUCAAGCAAUGCUAUGGAGAAGGAGGGUCUGGCUAGGGCGAUUGACUUCAUAAGGAGGAACUGCACAUUGCAGAUCGGCAAGAUCGUCACUGAUCGCCACCUACAGAUCGCCAAAUGGAUAAGGGAAAACCUGCCAGAAACAUGUCAUCUGUAUGACAUCUGGCACAUUGCUAAAGGUCUCAGGAAGAAGCUUUCUGCCUUGGCAAAGCAGAAGGAGUGUGAGGUAGUAGGUGAUUGGACAAACUCCAUUGUCAAUCACCUAUACUGGUGUUCCACAACAACUAGGGAAGGUGCUGGUGACUUGGUGGAGGGCAAGUGGUUGUCUCUUGACAACCACUUGCACAAUGUUCACAGUGGCCACAGUGAAGCCUUCCCACAGUGUGCCCAUGGGCCCUUGCGCAGACAGUGGCUUAAACCGAACACAAAGGCCAGUGUUAAGCUUUCUGCUAUCAUUACAAAGAAAAGCCUUCUGAAGGACAUCCGAAAGCUGUCACCCAAAUACCAGACCGCACACUUGGAGGCAUUCCAUAGUACAAUCAACCACUUUGCUCCAAAAUGGGCAGCAUUCUUUUACAUGGGGAUGUUGUCAAGGCUCCAUCUGGCUGCUCUGCACCACAACGAAAACUGUGGGCGGGGACAGGCCAGAAACAAGGAUGGGGAGAGAAUCUAUAAGAUCAGGUAUAAAAAGUUCAAGAAGUCAUGCACAGUGCAGGCAGUGCAAGGGAGCUGCACGUUUGACUAUGUGACUGAACUCACAGAAGAAGCAGUGAGGCUCUGCGAAGAAGCUAUCGUGGAUGAUGAUCUGAUGGAAAUACCACCAACCCUUACAAGUACUAGUGGUGCUGACAGGCUGAACAAAGAAGCUGCCAUCCAGGCCCACAGAACAAGAUUCAGCAUUGAUGAAUAGUAGUAAAAGUACAGUUCUUCUUCUGCAGUACAGUAGUGUAGUAAUAAAGCACACAUGUAGUAGUAGUACAAGUUAGCAUCCUUCCAUAUCAAGAGAGGAUGGUUUCACUGUGCUGUCAUGGCUGUAAAUUUCUUGUAUACAUGUAUAUAUUGAGACACCCUUAACUUUGAACCCUGAUCAACAUUUGAACCAACUUAGGUAAACUUAUACUUCUAACAAGUUCUAUUCUGUGGCUGACAACAUUAGCCUUCCAUUACUACUAAUUCAGUGGAGGGUACUGGAAUCCUGUGUAUUGUGCUGACGGAAAGGUGUCCCUGAUCUUUGUCACUGCACAUGCAGGGAGGACCACUCUCACUUCUCUUCCCAGCCACCCCCAGCACCAACGCACCAACUGGCGGUAGGCAAUGUACCGGUACCUCCUAAAUUGGACGGCUUGGUUAAUUUUUUUUACAUUAUCCAUUGUAGCAACUAAACUGUGAACUUGUAUAAGUCUGUAUCAAAUUUAUAAGGACUACAGAUUACUAGUAGAUAACGAACUUCACUGGUUAACUGAAACUGUGCACAUCAGUUCUAUAGGAAACAGGAAAAUAUUUCCACCGUGAUUGAACAGUGACUGCUGGUACUAAAUUUAAAUUGAGUGGUCAUAAGAUACAUACCCUCAGUAAACUUGUACUGCUGAAGUAAUGCA
Molecule: messenger RNA, 2648 nt
Organism: Branchiostoma belcheri (Belcher's lancelet)
Lineage: Eukaryota; Metazoa; Chordata; Leptocardii; Amphioxiformes; Branchiostomatidae
Exons: 6
Coding region: 842-1960 (372 amino acids)
Source: RefSeq, a predicted model, not a curated record